UGAAAAUAGUUCGAUCCGGGUCUUCAAGCAUCUGCAAGAUGGCAGCCACAGCAGUAAACAGAAACACGAGUAUGCUGUCAAGACGCGUUUUUGUGGUUGGGGUCGGAAUGACCAAGUUUGAAAAGCCGGGUCGCAGAGAAAACUUUGACUACCCUGAGAUGGCUAAAGAAGCAGGGACAAAAGCACUUGAAGAUGCUGGAAUAUCAUUUGAUGAAGUGCAACAAGCUUGUGUAGGAUAUGUGUAUGGUGAUUCUACCUGUGGACAGCGUGCUGUGUACCAGCUUGGUAUGACAGGGAUUCCAGUUUACAAUGUAAACAACAACUGUGCUACAGGAUCCACCGCUUUAGUCAUGGGCAAACAACUCAUUCAAGGAGGACUAGCAGACUGUGUCCUGACAUUAGGAUUUGAGAAAAUGAACAGAGGAUCCCUUGGUUCGGUUUUCACUGACCGCACAAACCCAGCAGACAAACAUGUUGCUGUGAUGAUGGACAUCUUUGGUUUGGAGAAAGGUCCCAUGGCCGCUCAGAUGUUUGGAAAUGCAGGACGGGAACACAUGCAGAAGUAUGGUACCACGCCGGAGCACUUCGCCAAGAUCGCCUACAAGAACCACAAACACUCGACCAACAACCCGUAUUCCCAGUUUCAACAAGAAUAUAGUUUAGACACCAUCAAGGGGUCACCAAAAAUCCACGACCCAUUGACUAAGCUACAGUGUUGUCCUACAUCAGAUGGGUCAGCGGCUGCCAUCUUGGCGAGUGAGGAUUUUGUGAUCAAACACAAUCUUCAAUCACAGGCUAUAGAGAUCCUGGCCAUGCAGAUGGCCACUGACUUGCCCAGCACCUUUGAGGAGAAGAGCUGCAUGAAAAUGGUUGGGUAUGAUAUGACCAAGACCGCUGCCGACAAAGUCUUUGACGAAGCAGGACUCUCUCGCAAUGACGUCAAUGUGGUCGAACUCCACGACUGCUUCUCCUGUAAUGAGCUCAUCACAUAUGAGGCCCUUGGACUAUGUGAACCAGGGAAGGCAGGUCAAAUGAUUGAUAAUGGAGAUAACACCUACGGUGGUAAAUUUGUCAUUAACCCCAGUGGAGGACUCAUUUCCAAGGGACACCCUCUCGGAGCUACAGGUUUGGCCCAGUGUUCCGAGUUGUGUUGGCAACUGAGAGGGAUGGCAGACAAGCGACAGGUCAAUGGAGCCAAGAUUGCUCUCCAGCACAACCUAGGUCUGGGAGGAGCAGCUGUGGUGGCCCUCUACCGACAUGGCUUCCCAGAGAAAAUUAGUAAAUCUGUGCAGUUUGCUCCAGCCAGUGCCACAUCAGAGGGAGACUUCAAGUCCGCAGUCAUCUUUAACGAGAUCAAGGAAAACCUGGACAAGGAUGGUCCCAUGUUUGUUAAGAAGAUGAAAGGAGUUUUCUGUUUUAAAGUGAAGGGAAAGAAUGGAACUGGAGUAUGGGUUGUGGAUGCCAAAAACGGAAGUGGAUCGGUCAAAUUCGGUGGUGAUGCAAAAGGUGAUGUUACCAUCAUCAUGGAGGAUGAGGACAUGUUCAACUUGAUGCUCGGGAAGCUUAACCCUCAGCAGGCAUUCUUCCAAGGAAAGCUUAAGAUCCAGGGAAAUAUGGGGCUGGCAAUGAAGCUUAAAGAGUUUGAAUCCAGAGCAGGGAAAUCCAAGUUGUAAACUUGGAUUAUGGAUUGAGAAAAUAAAUCAACCAGACUCCUAGAUAUAUGUGCAAACUAAAAACAGUGCUACAGAAAGAGUUUUACACAGAAAUCUACACUGUGUACAGAAAAAUUCUGUGAUAUUUUAUUAUACAAGUAAUAUUGGGAAAUUAUUUAUAUGUAAACAGUCAUGCGAAACAAAACAAAGAAUUCCAUGGUCAUGUUAUAGAAUUGGUGUUAUUUUGUUGGAUCAUCUUGAAAAUUGAACUGUUCAGAAACGUCAACAGAAAUCAUGCUUCUAAUUCAAUUUGUUGGAUCAUCUUGAAAAUUCGACUGUUCUGAAACGUCAACAGAAAUCAUGCUUCUAAUUCAAUUUGUUGGAUCAUCUUGAAAAUUGAACUCUUCUGAAACGUCAACAGAAAUCAUGCUUCUAAUUCAAUUUGUUGGAUCAUCUUGAAAAUUGAACUGUUCUGAAACGUCAACAGAAAUCAUGCUUCUAAUUCAACAGCAUUGGAGUUUCAGUCUACCAUUCCAUAUCUAAAACUUUUUGUAUCCAUAUAUAUGGGGGAGGGGGUUAAAAACAAUUUGUAAUGUAUGAUAUUUAUAGUCAAUUUCUGUUAAAAAUGUCAAGAAUUUGUCUUCGUCUAUCAACUUUAUAUUUGUGAUUGUUUCUUACUAAUCAUUGAGUGCUAUUUUACAUGAGGUAAUUUUCUCUUAACCUUGUGACUCUGUCACAGAAAUCUCAACCCGAAGAGUAAAGGUCAUCCUGGCAAGGCUUGUUUUGGAGAAUUUUACUUCGGUAGAAUUCACCCAGAGGGUUGUGUGUGAGGUUUUCCUUUGGAAGAAUUCACCCAGAGGGUAGUGGUUUCUUUGUUAUACCUUUGGGAAUGAGUGGGAAUUUCCCCCAAACAUUACAAUGGAAAUGUUUCAUCAAAAUCUGCAUCGUUCCAAUUUGAUGACAACUGAUUAUGGACUAUGUGAUUUAGUAGUUUUGAUAUUGUCGUAAGUGUAUGUAGCUUGCCUACACGUUUGAAGUCUAUAGAUUACUCCUAGCUAGAAUAGGAGGCACGUUUACAAGAGAUGAGAGAAAGCUACAAAUUACAGGUGUGUAGAGACAAGCUGCUCAAACAAGUACAUGAAUUUGGUGAAUGAGUUUAUUUAUAAAUGGAAAGUGAUUUCGAUAAAUCGGAGAGUAACUGAUCUUGAAUAUGUGGUUUCAUUUAAUUAUUUUUUUGUUUUUGAUCAUGUAAGAUAUGUCAAUGAAAAAAUAAAAUCAAUAAGUGAAA
Molecule: messenger RNA, 2940 nt
Organism: Pecten maximus
Lineage: Eukaryota; Metazoa; Mollusca; Bivalvia; Pectinida; Pectinidae
Product: non-specific lipid-transfer protein-like
Exons: 17
Coding region: 39-1673 (544 amino acids)
Molecular function (GO): acyltransferase activity, transferring groups other than amino-acyl groups
Source: RefSeq, a predicted model, not a curated record